Cajanus cajan (pigeon pea) is the source of this 1725-nucleotide messenger RNA. RefSeq names its product mannan endo-1,4-beta-mannosidase 1. The record is from RefSeq and is a predicted model, not a curated record. Gene Ontology annotation, biological process: polysaccharide catabolic process. NCBI's taxonomy places the organism in Eukaryota, Viridiplantae, Streptophyta, Magnoliopsida, Fabales, Fabaceae. Gene Ontology annotation, molecular function: mannan endo-1,4-beta-mannosidase activity.
UGUGUCUAUAAAAAGCAGCAAGAAUCAGCCAUUUUCCACAAUUCUUCAGAUUCUCCUUUGUAAAAAAAAAAGCAUAUGCUCUGCCGUCCAACCUAGUCGUGCUCGCUGUCGUCUCAUUAUAUUCUUCGCUUUACAAUAUAUUAAUUUUUGCACCAAGAGAUAUGGGUUGGAAUGGAUGUCUCAAGAACCUGGUCAUCAUGACUUCUUUGAUGGUGGCCAUGAUUGUUGUUCAACAUGUGGAGUGUGAGGAAGGUGAUCAUGUUCAUGAGUCAGCCAGCAUGUUAGUUCAGCAUGGUGGCUUCGUUCAACGAAGUGGCACCAAUUUCGUUCUGAAUAACAAGCGUUUCUACUUCAACGGAUUCAACGCCUACUGGUUAAUGGUUAUGGCUUCUGACCCAUCCACAAGGCCCAAGGUCACUACCAUUUUGCAACAAGCUUCAAGCCAUGGUUUAACUGUUGCAAGAACUUGGGCUUUCAAUGAUGCAGGUUACAGAGCCCUUCAGGUCUCUCCCGGUUCCUACGACGAGCAAGUAUUCAGGGGAUUAGACUUUGUAGUAUCAGAAGCGGGAAAACAUGGGGUGCGUUUGAUACUGAGUUUGGUCAACAACUGGAAAGAUUUUGGUGGGAAAAAUCAGUACGUGGAAUGGGUAAAGCAACAUGGUGCGUACGUGAACAACGAAGACGAUUUCUUUACGCAUCCUGUUGUUAAGACACUUUACAAAAACCAUAUUCAGACUGUGCUGACAAGAAAAAACACCAUAACUGGGGUGGCAUAUAAGGACGAUCCUGCCAUAUUUGCUUGGGAACUUAUGAAUGAACCUCGUUCCCAACACGACAACUCCGGAAAAGCUAUUCAGGAAUGGGUGACUGAGAUGGCUGCCCAUGUCAAAUCCAUCGAUAGGAACCAUUUGCUGGAAAUAGGACUAGAAGGGUUCUACGGUGAAACAGUGCCGGAAAAAAAACAAUUCAAUCCUGGUUACCAACUUAUUGGUACCGAUUUCAUUUCAAACAACCUAGUUCACCAAGUCGAUUUUGCUACCAUACAUCUCUACCCUGAACAGUGGUUGCCAGGCUCAAACGAAGCUGCUCAGGUUGCAUUUGUUGACAAAUGGGUAGAAUCACAUAUUCAUGACGCCAAAAAUGUUCUUGGAAAACCUAUUGUUGUUGGUGAAUUUGGCAAGUCUUCGAAGUUAUCAAGCAUGGUUGAAAGGGACAGUUACAUGAAUAAAAUGUAUAGUGCAAUAUACAAUAGUGCUAGUAGUGGGGGACCCUGUGCGGGUGGGCUAUUUUGGCAGCUCAUGGCUCAAGGAAUGGAUAGUUUCCGUGAUGGUUAUGAAGUUAUCUUUGAAGAGAGUCCUUCAACUACCAGAAUUAUAGAACAGCAAUCCCACAAAAUGUCUAGUAUUGCUUAGUGGAGAAGCAUUUCGUCUAAAUAUGUUUGUAACAUUUUUUGUUCCCUGUGUGUUUUCAUUAUUACAAGCAUUAUGCGUGGUGUGAACAAAUUAAGCAAAUAACGUCAUCAAGAAGACAAUUUUCAAAACAGUUUUUAAUGUUUAAUUAUUUCUUGUAUACGAAAAUAAAAGUGAAAAACAAUGUCUUAGAAGGUGUGUUUUGGACCUAAUGCAAUCUUGCAAAACCAGCUGUGAGAAUUGUUCAACUUAUAUACACUACUUAAGUCAUAUCAUCAGCUGAUGUGAAAUAUUGAAUACCAUGUUCAUUUCUUAA